Molecule: messenger RNA, 2556 nt
Organism: Drosophila ananassae
Lineage: Eukaryota; Metazoa; Arthropoda; Insecta; Diptera; Drosophilidae
Gene: tral
Product: protein LSM14 homolog B
Exons: 7
Coding region: 461-2455 (664 amino acids)
Biological process (GO): P-body assembly; cytoplasmic stress granule assembly
Cellular component (GO): P-body
Molecular function (GO): mRNA binding
Source: RefSeq, a predicted model, not a curated record
GCCAUCGCUUUACGCACCUUGCAACACUGCAAGAGCACUCGCUCGAAUCGUCCAUUUUCGACGGGUAGGUUUUCGCAGGCGGACGGUGAAAAGAUUUUCUGCAUCGAAAAUUUCAAUUUGAACAUCGAAGGCAGUGAGUUCUGCUCAACAGACAUUUGGAAAGAGUUCGGCACACUUGUGCGAAAACGCAGGCCUAUUAGGUGAAGGCGAGCGAAUAGCAUUUGGCCGCAAAAACGACCUGAAAGUUGAAAGUAAUUGCGUGCUAAGCUAGUGAGAAAAAAGAAGAGAGGAGAGCUGAGGAGGUUGAAACCGUCGAGAAAUCGUUGUCGUCGCGCUCGCUACAAUUGUUUGCUUUUUGGCAGAAAUCGUCAACGCGCUGUUGGCAAACAUUCACACAAUAAUAGUUGGUGAAAAUCGCGAAAUUUUUUAUAUUCCGGAGUGCCUGUGAAGUACAGUUAAGAUGAGUACGGGAUUGCCGGAGUUGGGCUCAAAAAUUAGCCUGAUUUCGAAGGCGGACAUCAGGUAUGAAGGCCGCCUCUAUACCGUGGAUCCGCAGGAGUGCACCAUUGCGCUCUCUAGUGUGCGCUCCUUCGGCACCGAGGACCGGGACACACAGUUCCAGAUUGCGCCCCAGUCGCAGAUCUACGACUACAUCCUCUUCCGCGGCUCGGACAUCAAGGACAUUCGGGUGGUGAACAACCAUACACUGCCCCACCACAAUGAUCCGGCGAUCAUGCAGGCCCAGCUCCAGAACGCACCGCCCCAGGUCAUGCCCCAGCACUUCCCCAUGCCCAACGCCAUGGGUGCUCCGCCCCAGCAGCCACAACAGGUGCCGCCGCAGCAGCAGCAGCCGCCCCAUGGGGCUCCCUCGAUGCCGGGUGGCGGCAACGGUGCCGGUGGCGCACCCAGCGGUGCUCCUGGCUAUGGAAAUGGAAAUCCCUUCGGCAACCUGGCCGCCGCCAACUUAGCCAACAUGGUGGGCAAUGCGAACGCCGGCUCCCUGGCUCCGGGUGCAGGUGCCCCUGGAAGCGGAGCACCCUUCAUGCACAUUGGAAAUCAACAGCAGCAGAAGCCCCAGCAGCAAAAACAGCCAAUUUCCGUUUUAGACAUGCUGGCCGGAGCCUCCCGUUCCACAACGCCCAUCAGCCUGAUUAUCAGUCCCACGGCGGAGCUCACCCAGCAGCACCAGCAGCAGAUGCAACAGAACACUGCCCAGGGUGGCAACGGGCGCGAUGCAGGUCAUAAGCGCCAGAACCACCAGCAGCAGCAUUCGAAUCAGCAGGGCCAGCAGCAACGUGGCGGAUCCAACAACAACAUGCAUCAGCAGCAGCAGCGGGGAGGCAGCGGCAAUGAUUUCUAUAACCAGCGGGAUCGCCGUGACUCUGGUCGCCAGAUGGACAACAACUACAACAGCAAUUACAGCAAUAAUCAGCGCAAUAAUCGCGGCGGCGGCGGAGGAGGCGGCAAUGGCAUGCAGCAGCAGCAGCGAGGAGGCGGCGGUGGCGGCAAUGGAGGAGGCGGUGGCAACGGAGCCUGGAAUAUGCAUCGCGGAGGUCAGAACUCAAACAACAUGAUGAUGCGUAAUCGUGGAAUGGGAUCACGAGGUCCCAUGCGACCAAAUCAGGGAUAUCGUCCGCAGUCGGCCAAUCAGAACAAGCCGCUUAACAAGAUCAAGUUCGAGGGCGACUUCGACUUCGAGCAGGCCAACAACAAGUUCGAGGAACUGCGCUCCCAGCUGGCGAAGCUCAAGGUGGCCGACGAGGCAGCCAAAUCAACCGCCAACUCUACGGCAACCACAACUGCAACCAAUGAGCAGGUGGGUGAAAAGGUUGAGGGCGCCGCCCAUACAUUCUUUGAUAAUUUGCAGCUAAAUGGGGAGACGGACAAGAAGGAUGAUUCUGGCAACGAGACCGGGGCCGGGGAGCAUGAGCCGGAGGAGGAUGAUGUCCAUGUGGGCUAUGACAAGACCAAGUCGUUCUUCGACAACAUUUCGUGCGAGGCUGCCCAGGACCGCAGCAAGAACAAGAAGAACGAUUGGCGCCAGGAGCGCAAGUUGAACACCGAGACCUUUGGCGUUUCCUCGACUCGUCGUGGCAGCUACCGUGGACGCAACCAUUACUACAAUAAUGGCAACAUGGGCGGCGGAGCGGGCAAUGGAGGCAUGAACUCUGGCUAUGGUGGAGCGCCGGGCUACAAUCGCAACAACUACCGGAUGGGCGGUGGUGGCGGCGGAAACUUCCGCAACCGAAGCAACAACCGGAACAAUGGCGGCGGCGGUGGCGGCCGGGGAAAUGGUCAGCCCACUAUUCCCAAUGGCAAUGGCAACCCAGCCGCUGCCCUGAAGGCGGCAGCCAACAAUGCAGGAUCCACGGACGCAUCCGCCACAACAGCGACGACGAAAUCGACGUCCCUCUUGCCAGAGCAGACGCAACAGGUGGCGGCAGUUUCUCAAUAAUGCCGCUUGGUCAGUGGAGAACCACUUUAAAAUAACAAUUGAUGAAGGAAGAGUUAAAAAACCGAGAGAAAAAGUAAAUAUCCUAUUAAUUGCAAAAAAAA